Molecule: messenger RNA, 1810 nt
Organism: Sodiomyces alkalinus F11
Lineage: Eukaryota; Fungi; Ascomycota; Sordariomycetes; Glomerellales; Plectosphaerellaceae
Product: CoA-transferase family III
Exons: 1
Coding region: 271-1518 (415 amino acids)
Molecular function (GO): catalytic activity
Source: RefSeq, a predicted model, not a curated record
GAAUGGACAAGGGGCAUGCUAAGGUCAAGUGGAAAAUCCCAGGUAAGACAUGCCUGGUUUUUUCUUCUUCUUUUUCUUCUUUUUCUUUUUCUUCUUCUUCAAAUAAUCCAGUAUGCUGCCGACUAGCAUUUGUGAUAUCCUUCAGAUACCGAUCUCAACUGCGCUCAGUCGAUACUCUACCGGCGGCUCUCGGCGAAUCUUUAUCAGACGAAGAACCCCACGGAAUAUUAUCACAUACAUGGCUCUCUCGAGGCGAGCAGAACGCUCCGUAUGAUAGGGCUAUCCCCUUUCAACCCCGAUCUCCAGGAUUACAAGGACUGCAUUGAAACCAUCGAAGCUGCCGUCCGUCGUUUUACCACCCGGGAACUCGAGGAGCUGAACUGCAGAGAAGACCAAGCGGGCUUUCCCGUGCUCAAACCAGAGCAGUUCCUGAAGACGUCGCAUGGCAAGACUCUGAAGUCGUUGCCUCCGGUCACGAUCCAACCGCUCGAGACGAAGACACCUCCCGCUCCGUUCGAAUCCCAAGACCAUGCUGGCACCUCGAGCCUGACGUACUCCCAGUGUCUUCAAGGCAUACGCGUUCUUGAGCUCUGUCGAGUCAUUGCCGGUCCAACCAUCGGCCGCUCUCUCGCCGCCCACGGCGCUUCCGUCCUCAAGGUCACCUCCCACCGCCUCCCAGAUGUACCGUUCUUCCAAGUCGACGUCAACACGGGGAAGCACGCAACGUCCCUCGACCUUCACUCCGCGGCCGAUCGCGCCAUCUUCGAUUCUCUUCUCGCCGGUGCCGACGUCGUUUUCGAUGGAUAUCGUCCCGGCGCUUUGAGCCGCCUCGGCUACGGGCCGGAUUACCUCGCAGAACUGGCCGCUCUACGGGGUAAGGGCUUCGUCUACGUCGCCGAGGAUUGCUUUGGCGGGACGGGGACGAGCGAAGCCAGUCGUGCCGAAUGGGCCUCGCGACCCGGGUGGCAGCAGAUCGCCGACUGCGCAACCGGGGUGGCAUGGGAGCAAGGACGCUUCAUGGGGCUCGAUGAGCCCGUCGUACCUCCCUUCCCCAUGUCCGAUUACGGGACCGGCGCCCUCGGCUGUGUCGCCGCCAUGAUUGGACUUUUCCGUCGCGCCACCGAGGGCGGUUCGUGGGCGGGCCGGACCAGCCUGUGUCAGUACGACAUGUUCCUCCUUUCGCUUGGAUCGCACCCGCCUGAGGUUCAGGCCCGCCUGCGGAAGACUCACGAUCCCGCCUUCUUUGAUUUGAGGCAUCACGACUCGGUGGACGAGGUUGGGAAACGAGCACUGCAAAGCAUGAAGCGGCUCCACCCUGCGCUCUUUGAAGAGAGAAUGAUGCACAAAGCUUGGAGCGACGGUUUCCAGGCGGAGGUCAUGUGGCCUAGGGAACCACUGAGAGUCAGCGGUAUCGGGAUAGGGCAUCUCAGGGCGACAAGGCCCAAUGGGUUUGAUCCGCCCACAUGGCUCGGGUGGGAAGAACAGGAGGACAUGCUGGAAACGGAUGAAUGGUUCUGAUACAUGCGACUUGGAGAAAUUCUGCUGUAGAUUGGGCGGCCUAGAUUGUAUUUUCUGCUUGUUGUACCAGCAAGCGUUCUGUUAUUAACUACUUGGUAAUUACUUAGUCCCGGGGACAGGGUAAAGGGAAGAGAAAACAGGAUCAAGAGGGGCAAAAGAAGAAGAAAAAAGAAACAGAAUGUUCAAAUGCAGAGCUGUUACAUGGAUUCUACGGUGGAGGUCGGUUAAAACGUUGAUAUUGGGGUUGUUCCCUCGGCCCCGAGCGAAGUAAAGAAGUAUGAAUCAAGGACAA